Molecule: messenger RNA, 375 nt
Organism: Moesziomyces antarcticus
Lineage: Eukaryota; Fungi; Basidiomycota; Ustilaginomycetes; Ustilaginales; Ustilaginaceae
Product: sm-like ribonucleoprotein
Exons: 2
Coding region: 1-375 (124 amino acids)
Biological process (GO): RNA processing; spliceosomal snRNP assembly
Cellular component (GO): U4 snRNP; U1 snRNP; SMN-Sm protein complex
Molecular function (GO): RNA binding
Source: RefSeq, a predicted model, not a curated record
AUGAAGCUCGUCCGCUUCCUCAUGAAGCUCAACAACGAGUCGGUGUCCAUCGAGCUCAAAAACGGCACCGUCGUCCACGGCACUGUCACAGGCGUGGAUAUCCAGAUGAACACGCACCUCAAGACGGUCAAGAUGACCGUGCGCGGUCGGCCCGCGGUGACGCUCGACACGCUUUCGAUCCGCGGCAACAACAUCCGGUACUGGAUCCUGCCAGAUGCGCUGCCGCUCGACAUGCUGCUGGUGGACGAUGCACCCAAGCCCAAGGGCAAGCGCAAGGACCCGGCCAGCCGCGGAGCACGCGGAGGCGCGGGCAUGGACAGGGGAAGGGGGAGAGGUAGGGGAGGCAUGCGCGGCGGACGUGGUCGAGGCCGUUGA